AUGAGUCGUUAUUGUCAAUUAGUUAUCGGUCCGGCCGGCAGUGGCAAGUCUACGUAUUGUGAUGCGAUUCAAAAAUAUGGCCAGGCAGUCGGAAGGACAAUUGAUGUCGUCAACUUGGACCCGGCUGCAGAAUAUUUCAGUUACGACGCUCUAGCUGACAUUAAAGAUUUAAUCAGCAUUGAUGAUGUGAUGGAAUGUGAUGACUUGAAGUUGGGACCAAAUGGAGGAUUGAUGUUCUGCAUGGAACAUUUGUCAGAGAACUUCCACUGGCUUAGGGAUUCCUUAGGCGAGGUCGAAGAUGAUUACAUACUGUUCGAUUGUCCAGGUCAGAUAGAGUUGUACACACACAGCCCGGUGAUGAAAUUGCUUGUUGAGGAGCUGAAGAAUUGGAACUUCAGAGUUUGCAGUGUUUUCUUACUCGAUUCUCAGUUUUUAGUGGACCCUUUCAAAUAUGUUUCGGGCAUGAUGUGUGCACUCUCUGCCAUGGUUAACUUGGAGGUUGCCUCAGUGAAUGUUUUGUCAAAAAUUGAUUUACUUGACAAGAAGUCUAAAAAGGAAAUUGAGUCAUUCCUAAGUUCAAGUGCCAAAGAUUUUUUACUGAACAGUUCUAAAGAUUCAAUAGCAGGAAAAAAAUUUCAAAAACUCACUUCUACCAUUGCAUCAGUGGUAGAUAACUUCAGUCUUGUCCAGUAUGUCCCUUUGAAUAUAAAAGAAGAGAAAAGCAUUGAUGACCUGCUAAUUUUUAUCGAUAACUCCAUACAAUAUGGUGAAGAUAUCGAACAUAAAGAGAAUAGGGCUGAAGAUUUUGAAGGGGAUGAAAUGAACAGAUCUCUCGGAUGA
Helobdella robusta is the source of this 840-nucleotide messenger RNA. RefSeq lists its product as hypothetical. The transcript is spliced from 8 exons. Gene Ontology annotation, molecular function: GTPase activity. NCBI's taxonomy places the organism in Eukaryota, Metazoa, Annelida, Clitellata, Rhynchobdellida, Glossiphoniidae. Bases 1 to 840 code for a protein of 279 amino acids. The record is from RefSeq and is a predicted model, not a curated record.